This is a messenger RNA of Sphaerulina musiva SO2202, 1075 nucleotides long. RefSeq lists its product as uncharacterized. Lineage: Eukaryota; Fungi; Ascomycota; Dothideomycetes; Mycosphaerellales; Mycosphaerellaceae. The record is from RefSeq and is a predicted model, not a curated record. The transcript has a single exon. The coding region runs from base 655 to 1044 and encodes 129 amino acids.
GGACCUUAUCGCCACAACCUAUUCCACGGUAUCUCUCCGUGGACUCGGCCUACACCAUGCUCCUGUGGUCGCGACCAUAGCAGGACUGCCCCGCUCUCUCCCUCCAACUUCGUCAGAGGCCCUACCUCGAGCCUUUUGCCAGUCACGGAUGACACGUAGAGCCCAUCGUGCUUUCAUGGGAGCCUCGGCGCGACCAGGUCAGAUUGCCAGAGUCUGUAAAGCAAGCGUGUGAACCCAGCAACACACCUGUUUCCGAGGAUACGGCUUAUAAUCUGCUUCCAAGAUUUACGCAACGCCGGUACAGGAGAUCGGGUCUCUUCAAAAGCCCGCGAUGUAUAACCAAAAAUGUCCGUGCUUGCGAGUCAUAUGGAACUUCGACAGUACCACUUAUUGGGAUCCGGCUACAAAUCAUGCAUGCGCAGUUGGUAGCAUGGGAGAAAGGCAAGACACAGCUUGCUGGGACCGGAAAAUAAUUUCAUAUAUGUGACCGGCCAGUCCGACAAGAAUGCGCCAAUGCCGUUUCCGGGAAUCUGGUGUCAACCAUGGCCUUUGAGCCGCAUCGAUACCAAUGGAGCCAGCGAAUCCGAUCUCUGCAUACAGGCUCGAGAGUAGAUCGGCAUCCGGUAUGCUGCACGCAAUCUCCCAGACACAGCCAUGACAUGUGCUGCGAAGAUUCCGAGAUCAAGUAUGGUUCCUAGGCUGUGGACUUUCGCCACCAGCAUCCACAAUCUGGCAGAUUUUCAGCGAUCAGAGCGGUCACCCACCACCAGAGAGCCCGCUUGGGUCCAACAACAUUGUUCGCAACCAGCAGAGUAUGGCUUGCAGGGCAGAGCUGCGGUCGCAGACAUCUUCGCGGGCCGCUCCGACGCACAGAUCACAUAUUUGAUCUCCCACGACAUGUUCCAAUUGAUCUGCCAUUGGUUGAACACCGGGACUAACACCUUGUCCUCUUCGACAUCUCGAACUCGCCACACUAUGAUAUGUCAAGUUGGCGAAUCUUACGCCGGACCAAGUGGUGGUCUAUAUUCGAUGAGCACACCAUAGGUAUCUGCUCCCAACCUGUCAUCCACCACGU